Molecule: messenger RNA, 5706 nt
Organism: Erigeron canadensis
Lineage: Eukaryota; Viridiplantae; Streptophyta; Magnoliopsida; Asterales; Asteraceae
Exons: 35
Coding region: 77-5494 (1805 amino acids)
Biological process (GO): tRNA methylation
Molecular function (GO): RNA binding; tRNA (guanine) methyltransferase activity
Source: RefSeq, a predicted model, not a curated record
AAAAAAAAAAAGAACAGAAAACCUCGCUAAACCCUUGAACAAGAACAAAAGCCGUUUCAGUAGAAGAAAAAUAAUAAUGGCGGAUUCACUACUAAUGUCAAGUUUCCGGCGAAUACCACCGGCAGCCAUUCCGGCGACAUUAGAUUGUAUAUUACUAGCUUCACCAACUUCAUCUCCAUCUUCCCUUUUCUCUUUGCUUCUUGAGUCUCUUCCAAUCCUUUCAAAGGAACUUAUUAUGCAUGGAAGUGGAGAAAGCUUGGAUGACGAGAGUUGUAAUUUUGUUGCAUCAUAUGUGGGCGCACUUUGUCACAUUUUGAAGAAACCGGGGCUUAAUGUUGAAGCUUUACAGAAUUUUGUUUGGAGGGUGCUGAUUCCAAUACUAAGGAUGACCCAGAGUUAUGGCCGUGAGAUAGUUGACAAGGCCAUGGCUUCUUUCUUGGAUGUCGUGAUAGAAACAAAUGCUUGGGGGGUCGUAGAAGAAACCAUGGUUCCCUAUUUCAUCAGAUUGGUUGGUUUGACUAUGGGAAUGCUUCAAAAUGAACAAUCUGCCAUUUUUAGAUGGACUAAUAAAGAUCAAAGUCGCGAAGACUCAACUUUGACCACUUUCGAGUCUUUCCCAUUGUUCAUGUCAUGCCAUAUCUUGACAUCUAUUUUAGAUGCUUCUGUAAAAGGUAAAUGUAUUUCAGAAAGUACGUAUGGAUCAAUUUUGGCAAAUGGAUGCACUGUGCAUAUAUUUACAAGAAGCCUGCUUUGGGAUAUUUGUAACGUGACUUUGCAAAUGCUUUCACACAGUCCGGAACAUCGGUCUUGUGCCAUCACUGUUUUCCUUCCACAGCUUUUGAAAGCAUUUGUAUCUGAGAAUGCGUUCCAGAUCUCAGUUCAUGGUCAGGAUUUUAUAUUAUCUAGGAACACCUUCUUUGCUAAAAUUUGGAAAUGCUGCAAAAGUUUGUUUUUAAUGGGGCAUUCGGAGAGAAGAGAUGCAUAUGCUAUACUCUCUUUGUAUAUAUCAUAUCUUGCAAAGAGUGACAGAUGUGAAGGUGAUUCCGUGAGUGGAGACGGGACAUUUGACUUAAGAGAUGAAAAAGUGUUUUGGGAUGAGAUGAAGAAAGGCUUGGUUGACAAAGAAAGCAUAGUGAGGAAGCAGUCACUGCAUAUAUUGAAGAGUACAACUAUUAGCAGUGAGAGAAAGCAGCACACUAGUGUUAUGGAGACAACAUCCAACGAGAAAACUUCAAACUCUAAUGGUUUGACUAAACGGGAGCGAUGGGCUAGCAAGGAAGCUAAAUCUCUUGGCAUAGAGAACUUAUGCGAUUCAGUUGACUCUGAUUCGACCAGUCAACUGAAAUGGAGUGCAUUUUUCCUACUGUAUGAAAUGCUUGAGGAGUAUGGUACUCAUCUUGUUGAGGCGGCAUGGAAUUACCAGAUGAACUUGCUGCUUCACACAUCACAUUCUUCUGAUAAUCUUCUAAAGCCUGUUGGUGAAAGGCCUAAUCUUGAUCCUAUGGAAACAUUAGAAGAUAUGUUUGAUUGGUUAGCUGUCUUGUGGCAACGGGGCCUUUGCCAUGAUAAUCCUCAAGUACGGUGUUUGAUCAUGCAGUCAGUUUUUGGGAUAGAAUGGAAGAACCAUGGAAAUUAUGCAAAAUUUGUUUCUAGAGAUUUUAUACUUGGUCCUUUCAUACAAGGGCUGAAUGAUUCUGUGCACCACAAAGAUUUUGGACUAAAAGGAGUCUAUUCUUCAAGGACAAUUAAUGGUGCUAGCACAUUUUUACACCAGUAUAGUGUGUGCUUAAGCGAAAGGGAACGGAUGAAGUUUUUAGUCAAUCUUGCAUCACUUGUGAAAAAUUACUCUUUUGGUCGAGCUGGGCUGAUGAGUCUUGCUGAAUGUGUGGCGGCUGUUGGUGCCGGGUUCACGAUACCUGGCGAGACUGAAGUGGAACAAUGUGAUGAAGAUAGUACUUACAACGAUAAGGCAGCAUUACUUGAUGUUUUCAGAUUUAUUAUUGAGAGCAGCAAACAACAUUUUAAUCCUAAUUAUCGCCUAAAAGUAUGCGGAAAGAUUCUGGAUGCUACCAUUUCAGUAAUAUCAUCAUCUGAUGUGCCUCUUGAGUCCCUUCUUCUCUUCAUUUCAUCUUUUCCCCUGGACUUUCUGAAUUAUGGCGGUUCAUUAAGAGAAACAGCGCAGCAAUGGCUUCGAGGUUAUGAAAAGCAACCUUCUAAUUUCAAUAUCAGCAGCAAGCUAAUGAAAACGCUAAAUGAAUUCCCCAUAAGUUUUAUAAAGCAUAGUCACUCAACAAGUCAUAUAGUUAAUUAUGAUGACGAAGAUUUGGAAACGUGGGAGGUUAAGGCCAAAAGAUGGGCUAAGACAUUGUUUCUUACAGUAGAAGAGGAAUGUCAAUUUGAUUCUAUAUUGCAGUUUAUUCAAAUACAUGGAUGUGAGCUUUGCAAGAACAGUGGCUACCAGGAGUGGUUACCAGUUAAAUAUAUGAUUAUCAUCUUAAGCAUUCUUCAAGAACUCCAUGAACUGAAACACAGAACAGUUGAUAAUUGUGCAAAAAGAACCAACGUUUUUCUUGAAAUAGUGGAUCAUACCGAGUAUAUGGAUACUUCCCUGAUUAUUAAGAAGUUCACUAAAUUGUUCACUUCCACAUUGGAGGGGCUGCUGCCGUAUACCAAUAACUCAUGUUCUGUUUUCUGGUCUGAGGAUUUUGGGGAGACGACCCUGCCUUCAUCCGUAAAAGGGAGACUAGGAGGGCUUAGUCAACGGCGGCUGUCGUCUUCUAACACUACUGCUGUAAUACAAGCUAUAACGUCAGUGAAGACUCUUGCAUCCAUCUCUUCAUAUUGUGCACAAAAUCAAGUAGAAGAAGAGGCUUUGAAUUCUACUCUUGAUGUUCUUUGGCAACUCUCUUGGAAGAUUAUUUCUCUUGUAACAUGCGACUCAGAGACUAAAGCAGAAAUUAACCUUGGAGGAUAUGAAACAUUACAUCAUGUUCUGAAAUCACUAGUGUUUAUACCUUCUUCUUCCACAUUAACUCUACUGACGAGACCUUACAAUUUUUCAACUCUAGAAGCUGAAGUUAAACCGCAUAUAGAUUACUUUGUUCAGAUAUUUUUGGAUAACAUCAAUAAUCUCAUUGAGGCUGGAUUUUUGACUCGUGCACGAAGGGCAAUAUUAAUUGACUGGAAGUGGAUGUGCUUGGAAUCCCUGCUGUCAAUACCAAAAAAUGCUCUUCAGAGAGGAGCUUACAUACAAAAAUGUAAUUUCAUCUUUUCAGAUGCUCUGGCCAGAAAGCUAUUCAAUGAUCUAGUCGAUAGUCUGGAAAAUGCUGGUGAAGGUUCAGUUUUGCCCAUGCUCAGAUCUGUCAGACUGUUACUGGAUCUUUUUGCCCUAGGAGGCAAAGAUUCCACUUUUUUCUUGGGUGAUGGAAUUGAUAUUCAGAUGAUGUGGCAUCUGGUUCGUUCUUCUUGGUUAUUACAUGUCAGCUGUAACAAGCGUAGGGUUGCACCUAUUGCUGCACUUUUAUCUUCUGUUUUACAUGAUUCAGUGUUCGGUAAUAUGAACAUGCAUGAAUCUGAGAAUGCACCGGGACCGUUGAAGUGGUUUGUUGAGAAAAUAUUAGAAGAAGGAACCAAAAGUCCGCGUACUAUCCGUCUUACAGCAUUGCAUUUAACGGGGCUGUGGCUCACAUAUCCGAGUGCAAUAAAGUACUACAUGAAGGAACUGAAGCUUUUGACUCUCUAUGGCUCAGUUGCAUUCGAUGAGGAUUUUGAAGCUGAAGUGACCGAAAAUCAUGAUGCAAGGACUGAAGUUUCAAUCUUGUCAACAAGUCCUGACCCGGAGUUAACUGAGGUAUUCAUAAACACAGAGCUUUAUGCAAGGGUAUCUGUUGCUGUUAUGUUCAACAAACUAGCAGACUUGGUGGAUAUGAUUGGCUCAAAUGAUGAAGUUGAAAGCGGUCGUGCGUCCCUAGAAUCUGGCAAACUCUUCUUGCUUGAACUCCUGCAUUCUGUGGUGGAUGAAUCUGACCUUGCCAAAGAGUUGUAUAAAAAGUACAGUGCGAUUCAUAGGCGGAAAGUUCGUGCAUGGCAAAUGGUUUGCAUCUUAUCUCGCUUUGUUGAUCAAGAAAUAGUAUCUGAAGUUAUGGAUCUCUUACAUACAGCCCUUUAUAGAAACAACAUGCCUGGUGUUCGACAGUACUUGGAAACGUUCGCAAUCAAUGUAUAUCUAAAAUUCCCAUCACUGGUUAAUGAGCAGUUAGUCCCUAUGGUUCGGAAAUACGAUAUGAGAACUCAGGCUCUCUCAUCGUAUGUAUUUAUAGCAUCAAAUGUCAUUCUACAUGCCACGAAAGAUAGUCAAUUAAAACAUUUGGAUCAGUUGCUUCCUCCUAUUGUUCCAUUGCUGACAUCACAUCACCACAGUUUACGUGGUUUUACCCAGUUAUUAGUGUACCAAGUUCUUUCCAAGUUGUUUCCUUCCAUUAAUUCGGCUGUCCAUGGACUUGUAUCCUUGGAGAGCAAGUGUUUUGUGGAAUUAAAAACCUAUCUGGAAGAUAACUCUGACUGUGCAAGGUUACGGGUAUCAAUGGAAGUUCAUCUUGAUGCUUUUCAUCCAAAGAAAUCCAUAAUGCCAGCUGGAAUUUUCAGUAACCGAGUUGAUGACAUCGAAUUUGAAUGUGCUCACGUAUCCCUUUUAGAACGUGUGAUCGAUUUUCUAAAUGAUGUUAGGAAAGACCUCAGAUCUUCAAUGGCUAAAGAUGCAGCACAACUGAAAAAUGAGCAGAUACAUACACCUGAUUCCGAUUCUAAUAGUGUAGUCAAAGAGGAAACAUUCGCAACAAUGCAAAAUGAGAUGUCUUUGGAUUUUCAGAAAAAAGUUAUCAUUUCUAAUCACGAGACACAAGAUUCACAAUCCAGCUUGUUAAACAACAGUGACACCUAUAAUUCGCUUCUGGAUGUGGAAAAGGAGGAUCAACUUCUUGAUAAUUCUCUAAGAGCCAGAAACAUUGCUAUGGGAAAAUUGAAGGCUGGGAGACAACAAAUUAUUCUUGUUGCUUCAUUGCUUGACCGCGUGCCCAAUCUUGCUGGAUUAGCACGGACCUGUGAGGUUUUUAAAGCUGCAAGUUUGGUCGUUCACGAUUUGAACAUUUUGCAUGACAAGCAGUUCCAGCUCAUCAGUGUGACUGCAGAAAAGUGGGUUCCCAUUAUGGAGGUGCCUGUAAGUAAUGUGAAGGGUUUCUUGGAAAAGAAGAAACAAGAGGGGUUUUCUGUCUUGGGUUUGGAGCAAACGGCUAAUAGUGUUUCUCUAGACCAAUAUGCCUUCCCUAAAAAAACGGUUUUGGUUCUCGGUAGAGAAAAAGAGGGUAUACCGGUGGACUUGAUACAUAUACUGGAUGCUUGCAUUGAAAUCCCACAGUUGGGAGUUGUGAGAUCACUCAAUGUUCAUGUUAGUGGUGCCAUAGCUCUCUGGGAGUAUACUCGGCAACAACGAUUAUGAUAUUAUUCUUACUUAAAUUCGUGACUAAUAGACAGUUUUUGAUGUAGAGAACUUAGAUAAAUACAUGUAAUUGGAUUUGUAUCCUUUAAAAAAUUAAUAUUGCCCGUCAAAGAAUCUGUUGGUAGAAACAUGCAUAUCUUCGCUAAACAUGCACUGGGAUGCUGACAAUGAUGUAGAUUAUUUUCUUCAACAGAAACCGUCUUUUUUAUUAA